Fonsecaea pedrosoi CBS 271.37 is the source of this 1572-nucleotide messenger RNA. RefSeq lists its product as uncharacterized. The transcript has a single exon. The record is from RefSeq and is a predicted model, not a curated record. The coding region runs from base 1 to 1572 and encodes 523 amino acids. NCBI's taxonomy places the organism in Eukaryota, Fungi, Ascomycota, Eurotiomycetes, Chaetothyriales, Herpotrichiellaceae.
AUGGAGGUCGAGUCCAGUGCGGUUUCUUCUCCACAGAUACCUCCGAAUGAUUCCUCCGAAUCGGCAGAAUCCAACCCAGACGGGCUCCCGAAUCCGACCCGACCAGCAACGACGAAUGCCGCUGCGUCAAGAAGGCACAUCAAGGGACUGUCCCUGAAUUUCCCCGUCCUGGUGCCCACGAAUAUCGGAUACUCGCAGUCUCCAACCCUGGGGUCUGGAGUGCAGAGCCCGAUCGAAUCAGCCAAGUCCUCGCCACUUACUCGAAGCGUCCCUUUCAGAAGUCCCGAUCCCGCAGCUGAACCGCAGGAAAAGGCUAAGACAAGAGGCAGCGCAGAGUUCCUGACACUGCUGGCGGCACAAGAAAGAAAAGUCCUCGAGUUGAAGGAGGAACUCCAGCGGGCAGAGGCGGACUUGCUGGUACUGAAGAAGCAAUGGGCGGCCUACGAAGCGAAUAAGAAGAGGGACGAAGUCAGACAAGUGAAGAAAAAACAGCCUGUGGCCUUGGGCGAAGUCGGCGGCGGCGAAGGAGUGGUUGCAGACGACCACUUAGACGAAGAACGAAGGCGAAAGCGAGCACUGGUGGAGAGAAGCUACACGGCUCAGCCAGCUACGGCGAGCAAUGCAGGAUCGAAUGGUUUGACGAGAAAGGGAUCCAAGCGGGUUUUCGAAGGAGGUCGACAUACUAGAACUUUGAGCUUGCUCAGUCCGACCUCUACAAAGGUUCCAAGCAAACAGACGGAGGAGACACAAAAUGCGCUGGAUCAGACACCAAUCGUCGAUGGCGGAGAGUUUACUAGGCCCUCGCUGUCGCGGAUGGCGACCCUCGACAGCCUAAUAUCCGGUGAUGCACUUCCUCUUGGGUUUGGAAAGACGUACAAAGAUCUCGCAGCACAUCGGAGAUCGCUACCUCCAGUGGCAGCAGAUAUGUUGGUGAAACAGGGGAAACAAGUUUACGACGGGGUUCGGGAUGGUUUAUGGACGUUCUUCGAGGACAUCCGGCAAGCCACGGUGGGAGAAGAGGGAAUCAAUGGAACCGUCGCUCAGCAGCGCUCUGCAAGGCCUCCUCAGAGAAAGGCCUCGAGAAAGCCAUCGGACAAACAGGGCAAAUCAAAUCCCAAGGGCCGCACUGAAACGCCUGAUUCGCAUCACAUGGAACCGUCGUUCUGGAACGAAUUCGGGCUGGACACUCCACACAAGAACUCGACUCAACCAAAGGUGGUGGAGAAACCUAAUGGACAUGUUCAGCAGAAGAGUAGCACCGACUCAUCGAACACGCCUAGUCUGCUACCAGAUUUGAACGACAAUGAUGACGUCGAAGAUGCUUGGGAUGCGUGGGACUCCCCCGUGAGCACUCGAGGACCCCUAAUUGCGGGGAUGGAGGACACCAGACAAAGGCCAGCUGGCGGAGAAGGUGGCCUUCCUUGGCCAGAGCUAGAGAGAAUCACUCCAAGCAAGCUCACCCGGACAGUCAGUGAUCUGAUGAAGGAGUGGGAUUCAACUCAGGACGACCCAACCAAAACCACCGGAUUAGAGCAUGGGCAGAUGCACAUACUUGACAGCCCACAUAUGUGA